AUGCCUGCGGUUGAUGCUCAGCUCAAUGACAUGCUACUCGUACCGUCUCUCGACACCACAGUCCCCGAUUUCAUGCAUCUCGACUUCUUCGCUGGCCCCAAAACAUCUUCAUCGAAGGACGAUGUGAGCAAUGUUGACUGGUUGUUGAAUGACUUCGAAAUACCUUUCUGGCCGGCACCGUUCGACCUCCAGACUGAGAUUCAACUUGUAGAAAACAUUUGUCAGAAAGAAGCCACGAUACUACCAAUACAAAACGCACCACCACACAAUCCAGGCCCUGGUUUGCCUCCCACACCAGUCUCCAAUCCUGGCGACCUUUUCAGUCGCAGUCACACGCCAGUUUUGGACAGAGAUGCAGUCGACAUUCGUAAAUAUCAUCCUACGGACAUAGAAGUGGAUGCACCAUUGUCUUGCCCAGAGAUUGACCCAGGAUCGCUUGUUAGCGCAGAUUUGGAGGAUUUUGCCCAUGUUGAGAGUCUCUCUCACAAUCAGUUAGACGCUAUAAAUACUCUGAUUGAUGACAUGGAGAGCAAACCUCAUUAUCCGUUCUUCAACAGCUUGAAACUCCCACCAAAAUCUGUCAUGAAUGCCUGGAUCCAACUCUAUUUUGAGUAUUUCCAUCCCGUCUUCCCAGUGUUACACAAAGCCUCAUUUUCUACUCUGGAAACGCCGCCGCUUCUUCUUCUGGUAGUUGCAGCAAUUGGCGCCCAAUUCUCCAACCUUCCCAACUCUCUCGCUUUCGCCCGCAGUCUCCACGAGCUUGUCAGAAGGUUAUCAUCACGUCAGUGCGAGUUUCAGAACAAGUAUGGUCGAACAGUGUGGAUGACACAAGUGGUUAUGCUGAACGGCUUAGCCAUGUCGCAUUCCGGAGAGAGACGAGCGCUGGAAGUCUCCGAAAUUCUGCAAGCCGUACCUGUAGCCCUUGCGAGAAGAAAAGGACUACUUGAAGAUAUCUUGACCCACGAACGCAUCGUUCAAACACAAGCACGUCUCCAAGAAACGUGGAGACUAUGGGUCAUGGACGAGGAGAGGAGACGAACGGGUUUUGGUGUUUGGCUUGUUGACUGUGCCUUUGAUUCAGAAUUUAAUCUGACGACAGUCUUAAAUGCUCACGAGCUGAAGAAUUCGCUCCCUCAAGCUGAUGCACGUUGGAAUGCAGACAGUGCUCAGAGUUGGGCGAGCUACCCACCUGGUCUAGGCUCAGGCCGCACAAAGACGCUUGCAGAUGUCAUUGCGACCGACAGUUGGUUGUCCACUUGGUCAGAAACGAGUACACUAGGCAAACAAGCCAUCUUGCAAGAACUCCUGGAAAGAGUCCGGCCUUCAGGUUCCAUGAAUCACAAAGUGGCAGCUGUCUCUGACCAGGCCCAGGCGAAACAAGUCCUGGAGAGUCUUCUCUCACUUCUGAAAGAAGAUCAGGAUGUGUCUAUGGACAAUUUGAAAGCUUCCAUAGUGCACAAAGCCAUUUGUCUAACGGCACUAUUGAUUGGCCUCUCCCCAGCACUCGACCUCACCAAGAUCGCCCUCAGCUGUGUAUACAAUCAGAUGACCGACCAAGAGCUUUCACACAUUGCGAAAGUCUGGAGAGAAACACCCCAUCAGGGCCGCGAGGCAGUUUUUCACGCAGCACAUCUCUUCGAAACCAUCCGGAACAGUCACACAUCACAUUACGCAAUGCCAGCAUCUCUUCUUAGAGCUGUAUUAUCGCUUUGGCUAUACUCGGUCCUGUUCGACAAACCCGGUCUCACGGGUUUUACUCUUGAAUCGCGAGAGUCGGCUUCAAUUGCUCUUGGAUCCGCACGCACCGAGAACGAUCAAGUCCGGGACUGGAUAGCAGAUGGGCGUGGCCGGGUCAAGCUGCCCAGUAUUGCGGAUCUCCUCUGCCGGCAGGGAAGACGAACUCUACUCAAACACUCUUUAGCGGCUAUGAGCUCUCUAAAAGGUUGGGGCAUCAGCAGGGGCUACCUGCAACUUCUAGAGCGCCUCGAAGCGAGUGAGAGCGAAUCCAUGACCAAGUGA
Messenger RNA from Alternaria burnsii, 2019 nucleotides. RefSeq lists its product as uncharacterized. Gene Ontology annotation, molecular function: RNA polymerase II cis-regulatory region sequence-specific DNA binding; DNA-binding transcription factor activity, RNA polymerase II-specific; zinc ion binding. NCBI's taxonomy places the organism in Eukaryota, Fungi, Ascomycota, Dothideomycetes, Pleosporales, Pleosporaceae. Bases 1 to 2019 code for a protein of 672 amino acids. Gene Ontology annotation, biological process: regulation of transcription by RNA polymerase II; DNA-templated transcription. The record is from RefSeq and is a predicted model, not a curated record. Gene Ontology annotation, cellular component: chromatin. The transcript is spliced from 4 exons.